This is a messenger RNA of Capronia epimyces CBS 606.96, 1530 nucleotides long. RefSeq lists its product as uncharacterized. Bases 1 to 1530 code for a protein of 509 amino acids. The record is from RefSeq and is a predicted model, not a curated record. The transcript has a single exon. NCBI's taxonomy places the organism in Eukaryota, Fungi, Ascomycota, Eurotiomycetes, Chaetothyriales, Herpotrichiellaceae.
AUGUCGAGGUCGAUCUUUACCUCUGCAUUUCGAUACCUCUCCGACUUCGUCCGACCUGCGCAGACCCCAACCUCCAACUCCACCGAUCCACACGGCCUUACAAGGGGAAGGGAGAGGGAGAAGGACGAUGUUUCUGGCGCACAAUAUGUCAGAUCCAGUGGGUUACAGGGCUACGCGAAAAGAAAACGCAAAGCCGAGGAGGAGCAUCCCGAUGAACAGCCGACAAAACUUGCCAGGAACAAAGAUCGACUAGCCUCACUCCCAUAUGAUGGCGAUGCUAAUUCGAACAUGGCCGGUCGUGAUGCUGUCACCCGGCUUGCAGUGAACGACAGUACGAGGACGCAGGAAGAUAUAGACCGAACUUUGAUGCCACCUCCGCCUACGCCACAUCGAUUUGCCAAUUACAAGUCCAGGCAGGGCCGGGAUUCAAGUACGAAUUCGGGAUUGGCUACGUGGCGCGAUGACGAUGCGAUAUCUUUUGCGUCAUCAACAUUGGCAAGAAGAAAAAUCGAUGACAUGGAUGAUCAUGCUAUGGAAGAAGCAAGAAGACAUGCCGCGGCCAUCAGGCUACCCCCAAACUCCGGAAUCUGGUCACAGACGGAGCGUGAGGUCUUUUUCCAUCUUGCCUAUCGAGGGUUUGAGGCAUUGUUACCGGAGAACUGGAUGCUCGAUUUCGACACCUUGCCAAUCAGCCUCUUUGCAGAUGCGAAUACCGCAGAUCCGGUCGUUAUCCACAACGUCAGAGAUAAUCAAUUCCGAGCAUGCCAUGCCCUCCGUCGACUUUUCGAAGCUGGCCACGACGUCAGAGAUCGGACCCACGUUAGCCCCGGCUCAAAACGAGAGAGGAUCCUCGAACAGGCGGUGAGACGGUACCUCUACUGGGCCUUGACGGAUGUUGGACUUCGGCCUUCGUCAAGCUCAAAAUACAUCCCUGUUCAUGCUGUGGUCACUAAACGUACCGGCCGUUCUACCCUCCAAACCCUGGAGGAGAUAGCCAUAAAGUUACACGGCCUCUCGCAGCGACAUCAUCAAGCUCAGGGCGUACAUCCCAGUAUUGAAGUCUACGAUCAGCAUACUGGAGACGCAGACGAGACUAGGCUCAUGACUGACAACGAGUUCUCACCUACGCUCGUAGGCCUGGUGAUCAUCUCUUCAGUGCUUGCGAUCGUAACACUGAGCCCUUUUUCCGGUCUGGCGCCAGAGAAAUCGACCAGUCAGACAGUCUCUCCACCAAAUUCUGUCUCCAACCCGUCAACCCAUGCCACAGAGUUUAACCCUGAUAGAUUGAGAAUCAUCGCAGAGUUUGAUUUCAGCCAAAAAGACCAAGACGUCUGGAAUGCUCUUGGGGUAGCUAUCGUGGCAAUGCAGAUCCGAAAGGAGGCUUUGAAGGCGAAUUUUGGGUUAUCGUACGACGAUAUUGACGUGACCGGUGGCGAAACAAUAUCGAUGGACGGGUCAAGAUUUGAUGAUCUGGAUGAAACAUCUGGGAAUGUCUCCAAAUUGGACGUGGACAAUGAUCCGGAUCUUUGA